GCGGUGCUCUCUUUUCCGUACCCGUGUCGCCGGGGCAAGGAAUCGGGUAACGUCCAGGCAAAACGGCACGAGGUACUCACUAAACUCGCUCGUUCGCUCGCUCACUCACUCCUGGUGGGGCAAACCACGAACGCGGGAUAGUCUCGGCAGCGACUCGAGGGUAUUUUCAUCGCGGCAGUGCAACAUGUGCACCCAGUACUACCGGUGCACGCAUUCGUCUCGAUCAGUCUCUACCAGCUUGUGCUACCAAAUUUGUGGCGGACAGCGGGUGCAUUCAACCUCCGGAAGAUAUGAGUCGCGGUGUUAGUGAUAGCUCUCGUGUAUUUUGCGGUUGAUAUCUGAUCGAUCAUUGCGUGGCUCUUCGGUGCGACCGACAUCUUAUCGGUGGAAAACAUCGGCGAGAUGAAGACAGUCGGAUGACGCCAACACUGUUACCCGCGAGAUGGUAAUAUGGCGAACAUUAAAGUGGCCGUGCGCAUAAGACCGGUAUCUGUUAGGGAAUUAAACUUGACGGGAUCCGCAGUGGUGGUUCGCGCGGAAUCGAAUGAGAUUUCCUUGACAAAUUUGAAGAUCUCGUCGAGCAAGGUCGGGGACAGUCGCGAGAGAACCAGGAGAUAUGAUUUCGAUUACUGUUUCGAUUCGUCGGAUCCUGAAGCGAAGAAUUAUGCCACUCAAGCGACAAUCUACGAAACACUAGGCCAGUCCAUCAUGGACGCUAUGUUCUCUGGAUAUAAUUCUUGCCUGGUGGCUUAUGGACAGAGCGCAUCGGGAAAAACCUACACCAUGAUGGGCACGAAGGAGGAUCCAGGACUAAUUCCACGGCUCUGCGAAGGAAUAUUUUCAAAAAUCGAGCAGAAGAGCGAGCACGAGAGGAUCUAUCGCGUGACAGUUAGUUAUCUGGAGAUAUACAACGAGAGGGUGAGGGAUCUCCUGAAACCGUCGACGAGCACGAGCGGUCUCCGAGUUCGAGAACAUCCUCGACUAGGACCUUACGUUCAAGGAUUAACGCACCAUGUGGUUCGUACCCUGGAGUCGUUGAUAUCAUACGUGGAGGAGGGCACGAAGGCCAGGAAGACAGCGUCGACACUUCAGAACCCCAGCAGCAGUCGUAGCCACGCUCUGCUGACCGUCGACCUCUCGCAGGAGACGGCCGACGCCGAGCGUCCUAACGGCAGUGGUACUUGCUCGUCCUCCAGGAGGCAGGACGCCACUCCGCGCGGCGGUAGCAGGUUACACCUAGUCGAUCUGGCGGGCAGCGAGAGCGCGGCCACCUGCAGCGGCGUUCAUCGACUGAAGGAAGGUGCGAAUAUCAACAAGAGCCUGGUGGCUUUAGGCAACGUGAUAUCCGCACUCGCCGAGAGAGGCUCAACCGGAAAUAGGCCGGGAAGAAGAUACAUCCCUUACAGAGACUCUUCGCUCACUUGGCUGUUGAAGGAUGCACUCGGCGGAAAUGCCACCACCAUUAUGCUCGCCACGAUAUCUCCGGCCAGCGGAAGUUACAACGAGACCGCGCACACCCUACGAUUCGCGCAAAGGGCGCAGAGCGUGGUCAAUCGACCAGUGGUCAACGAGGACCCCGUGGAGAGAAUCAUCCGUGAAUUAAGAGCCGAGGUCGCCAGACUGAAAUCUCUAUUGCUCGAAAAGGAUAUCGACCAGACUAAGGCGCCGUGUUGCUGCGGUAAAGUUCAAAGUUCAAAGGAUUCCGCGACGGAUCCUCAGUAUCGCGAAGAGCAGGAAUCAUUCAACACUUGGCGAUCCGAGGAAUCCAAUCAUAAGGACAAGACUAUACGAUCGAAAGAUAACAGAGUUCACGAUAUACUUCCGAUAAGAAGAUUCAAUUCCAGUGAUAGUGUGACGGCUUACGAGGCGGACAAUUCAGGGCCCAUCAGAAAAUUCAACUCCUUCGAGCAUCUGCGACUUUCGGAUCGUUUCGUCGGCAAUUAUAAUCAGGCCAAGGUUACCGAAUUGAAUGACGAGGACGACGAGGUGGUGGACGAGAUCAGUGAACCGGUUUUCGUGGAUAUACCGACGCUGGUGGCCGUGCUGAUCAAGCCGGACGACAGCUUGCAAGAAUCGUCGACACAUAUCGAAGAGAUUUGCUCCGACGAAGUGCAAGAAGAUUCGAUCGACGCCGAUUUUAUAGAAGGCAGCAACGAAGAUUUCGAGGGAACGGAAAGAAUCGACGACGAUCCCGAUGAUCGCAGUAGUUCAGCGAAUUCCUGCAUCUUGAAAGACUCGGAGAUUGUUGACCUUCAUCAGAUUGCGUCAGAAUGCCCUCCAGCAAGUCCGGCAUCCGUUGGCAGAAGCAGACCGAGAGCUAAGUUCAGUAAGCAAAAUUCCGUCGAUUUACCCUCGUCCAACUUGAGCGUCUCCAAGAAAUUCGGUUCUAUCGACGGGAUUAGCAAGAAGCGAGAACCAGCAAUUGUCGGUGUUCAGCGAUCGCACACGAAUUUGGAGAAACGCCCGACGCUGCCCGAUCGUGGAAAGAAGCUCAAUAAUAUCCGCGAGAUCGACGAUCGCAAGGCGAACGUUAAGUCGGGAAGUAUCUGGAGGGCGAUCGGCAGCAAGGACCACCUGCAGAGGAAGAGCAGCAACGAGUCCGACAAGAGUCUCAAAGACUCCAACAGAACAGGUAGCUAUAAUAACAUCGGCAGAAAACCGAGUUUGGAAAGCUUGAAGAGAAAGACCAGUAAAGACAGCAGCUCGAGCAGCUCCAAAGACGAGCAGAUCUUGAUCUCGAGUUUGGCGCGCGACAAGCUGACGCGCAGGAAGAGCUCCUUAGAUCCGGACGCGGUAACGUCCGCGGUGACGGUGGUGGGCGGUUUAAAACAUCACACGGCCAUUCAAAAAGUAAAACGCGCCGAGAUUGUGGCGGCCGUCACGGAAAGACUCUACUCCAGCAGAAAGCACACGGAGGAGACCAGCAUGGCGAGCAGCAACACGUCGGGUACGCGUUCACCGCCGGAGGGUAUCGACGUGAAGAUGCCAGGCAGUCUCAUAGCGCGAUCGAGGCUCCAGGAGAUUUCGCGGAAGAUGCUGAUGAAACGACGGAGGAUCACCGUGGACACGCAGACGGAAGCGGCGUCGACGCUGCGCUUCAAGGACACGGCGUGUCUGACGGACGAACCUAAGGUGGUGCUCCAAGACGCAGCGGUUCUCACGGACGACCACGCGGACGGCGACGUCGCAGUAAUCGCGAUAGCGGAUCGCAGAUUACCCGUUCUCCGAGUGAAGGACAUGGCAACGCUGACGGAUCGACGGCCACAAACCAGCAUCUUCCGCUGCAGGGAUGUCGGAAGCUUGGCCACCGAUCUCGACUUCGACGACUAUGAACUUCACUCGCCGCGAAACGAUUCCGGUAUACUCUCCGACGACGCGCAGAAUUACGCCGAGAGCAAUCUGUCCAGCGCCGACGUAUCCGAGCUUUAUCCGGAGGGUGGCGACAAAAGAGUGCCGUGCGUGGAUAGCUCGACCAACACGUUCCUCGCGUCGCCAGGGAGGAAUUCGGCGGUGCAGACGCCACGUUUGGAAACCGCGAGUCGGCAGAAAGAUAAUUCGGAGAGCAGAAGCUACAGCAAAUGCUGCAGUCUGAUUCACGAGCUCAGCCAACACGUACGAGCGAACAGUCCCGAGAAGAACGUUAUCUCUAUAUCUCUACCGGAAACAAUUAAUAUAACAAUCGAGAGCGCGAAUGGUCUAGAGUCGAGGAUAGCGGUGAUGGACGGCAGCGAUGCCGUGGAGGAGAAAUCGAAGCCUAUUUCCAGCGACAGGGCAGCUCAGACGGAUGAAGAGAUUAAAAACGGAACUGGAGGAUCUCUUUUAAAGGAUUUUACAGUCAAAUCGACGGCCACGCAGGCGGACGGCAGAGUUUUCAGGAUCGAGAAUAUCUUUCAGGACCCGAGAAGCAAAAGCUACCAUGACGUGACGUCUGAUUUGAAGAAGGAAAUCGCGAUCAAGAAGUCGAUAACUUUUACAAGUUCUUUAGGCACUUCUUCCGCCAUCGAGACGAAAGAGAGCGGCACGGAGACGGAAUGGAACGGAAUAUACAUUGAUAACGUUUGUCAGAGAACGCGACCGAUUCCGAGAGGCGGCUUAACGCAGGCUUUCAUCAUUAGGAAACGUAGCCACAGUUUGAAUCCUAGAAGAUCAACGCAAAGAUUUGCCCGUCAUGAUUUAUGGAGAAACUGGACCCUUCCGUGUCGAGAAAAAUCGUCGGAAAAUUCCGAUUACCACAGAGAGACAACGACUAUGCCAUCUUCUGCGCAACAAGACACUAAUUUAGAGCUAAUUGAUAAUUUUUUCUCUUCUACAAUAAACAGCGAAUGUACUUUUGUCGCUACAACUCCCGAAGAAACGGCUCAGGAAUCGCGUGAUCAAGACUCCAAGGACAGUUGCAAGAAUUUGAAGAAAUCAAAAUCUAUUUCGUUAAAGAACUUAUUACUAAACUGCGAUUAUAAUUUUUCGGACGACAGUCUUGAUUACGAUGAAGACAACAUGGCGAACAAGUCAGCUGAGGCGAAAACGAUGGAUUCGAACGACGACAUGAACUACGAGAGCUUUUGUCCUCCGGAUGUCGUUGCGCACACGAAAAAGGAAGCUUCGAAGCCAAGUCAUGGAGAUUCGGCGAACGUCGAGUCCUCGAUAGACGAUGAUUUUGAUGAUACUCGGAUAGAGUUUCCGAAGAGAAAAUCUGCUGAAUUGUCGGAGAGGAAUCUAAUACAGGAUUACAAAGCAUUAAUUCUAGGGACAUCGUCGCGCAUCGUAGACAGUGACUCCGAAGAAGAAGCAAAAACUAGACCACUUGACAAUAUCAGCAAGAAAAAAGUAUCUUUUUCAAAUCGCAAUAAUCUCGAAGAGAUGUCUGACGUGACCAGUCGCAAAGUUCUGGCAUCAAAGCGAACCUCAGAAGUGGGCUUAAAGCCUAUUAUUAAGAAGAUGAAGAAGAAAAAGCCGGUUGUGACCGAAAGUUUGGAUAUCAUUCAAUCGAAUGUCGAAGAUGGUCAGCCUUUGAAGCAAAAAACGAUCCUAUCGACAAAGAGCGAAGAAGUUCUGCCUGUGUUGAGAGAGAAUCAUGAGUCUGAGGACUCCGAGGCAACGCUUAACGACGAGAAGGUGGAGUUUUCCAACGAGAAUCAUCGCGAGGAUUCUUGCAACAAGGUUGCUGAAGAUAAUGUCAUCGAUGAAGACACUCGUUCUCGUGCAGCAUCGAAGAGAAAUAUUCUUGAAGAGUACCUGAAUGAGGCAAUAAUCUUCAUGCGCAACAUGAACUCUAUCAACGAGUACAUGAGUGCCACGAACAUGUUGGAGAACUAUGGAAAGCGUCGCAGAAGACGAGGUCGUCGUGGGAACAAUUCGAGCACAGAUAAAGAUUAUAUAGAGUUCCGAGGGCGCAGAGUGAGCUUGAAGGAUGACACUGACAAAUACCUGCCGGAUAAUGAUGAAGUUGUUGCUGUCGAGUCCUACGCAAAGUGUUUGAAAGGUAUCGAGCGAUUGGAAGCGUGUAUCGACAAAGUCAGCAAGCAUAACCAGGUCCUUCGAGACAAAUAUGGCAUCGAUGUCGAGUCUGCUGGCGCUAAAUCGAGUUUAGCGAGUCCCAGUAUAGGCUCCGAGGUGUCCAGCAUCGUCGACAGCUCGAUCCAUUACCGCGAGAACAUAGUUUCCGACAAUGACGCUGAGAAUUGCGACGAGUCCAGUCUUACCAAGAUUCCCUUGCCGCUUUUACCCGCCACUCGAAUUGACAUGACGCAACAGUCUACGUUAAACGGGCUAGAAAAGUAUCAAGCUCUUACCGAGAUAGACAAACGCAAUCUUGAUGACAAAAAUAACAAUAUUACAACUGAGGAUGAUCUCGAGCGUAAAAUCUUCGAUCAACUAAUGGGCGCAGCCGAUUUUAGUAAAUGCUGGAGUCUGAAGCAAUCCCGACGGGAACGCCUCCGGAAAAUAUCCGACCUUAGAUCGCAAAGCCCGACAACUUACUCCAAGUUACGAGGGACUUUCCAACAAGACACCCACGGCAUCCUUAAUUUCGACCAAGUUUCUACCGCCGAGGAUUAUCUCGGCCACAUUCGCGGAAUUGAGAGUAGCUCCUGGACAUUGAGGAAAACGCAACUCUCGGAUCAACCGGACGAUACCAGUUUGACGACAUCGAUCGGUUUUAAAAUUGAUUCUGAAGAAUUUUGCAACGAAUCGCCGGAAGAUUACGAUAAUCUGUCAGAUAUCGAGGCGUCAAACGAGCCGACGAUCUUCGAGAUAAAACAUCAGGAUUAUUUGAUAGAUUCUACAAACUCGAUCGUGGAACAAACGCCUUACAUGGAGAAGGAAAUCGCGCGGAGAUCAAGAGACAGUUUAAGAACUGAGUUAAUGAAUCCCAGACUUGGAGAUUCUUUCACUGUGGACGUGAAAUAUCCCGGUAGUCCAAGGGCGAAAUUUUUGGAGCUUUUAAAAGAAAGAAGACGCAUAGUUGAAAGCAGCAGGGGUACGAAUGCGUUUUAAGAUCGUUCAAGCGGUCUUUCUUUUUAAAAUGUACAUCUAUUUUUCACAUGUAUUUUGUAUUUUGACGACUAUUAGAUAGAAUGAGAGAGAGAAUAGUUAUAACGUUCAGUUUAAGUAUAGGAAUAUUUUAAGACAGAUUUGUAAAUAAUGACAUCGUAAUAUUCACGCGUGUGUUCUCUUCAUUUUAUCAGCUUUUCAUUUAAUAGUUUAUUUUUAAUAUGUAAUUAUGAUAAUAAUUGUAUCGAUAAUUGCGUGCAAAGUAUUAAUGGAAUUUCUAAAAAUACACAUGUAUUAACGUAUUUUAUUUAACAUAGUUUGUCCAAUUGUCACAUUCAAUAUUUCACAUUUAAUUUCUUAACGCUGUUACCAACGUUUAAUCUAAAGUCAAACAAGUUCAAACAAUUUUUAAUUGAAGGCCAUUAAUAUUUUUCACAUAUUUCACAUUAUACAUGUAAUUGAACUAAUUGUAUCUUGUAUAUAAUGAUAAAUAACGAUUUGCAUCGUAACUUUUUUCCAAAUUAAUAAUGCACAAUUGCCCACUCUACAAAUUUUUAUACAACUUCUAUUAUAAAAAUAUCGUAAUAUGUUUCAAUAAUAAUAAUAAGACAGCUUAAUUUAUAAGAAUUGUAUUUAUCAUCUUUAUGAGAAUGUGUUAAUGUUAUAAUGCUGUAUAUCAUAUAAGAUAAGAGAAAUAAUUAUUAUAUCACUCGUAAGUAUAUCGUUUAAUAAAGGCUAUUUUACGAAAUAA
Messenger RNA from Vollenhovia emeryi, 7240 nucleotides. RefSeq lists its product as uncharacterized. Lineage: Eukaryota; Metazoa; Arthropoda; Insecta; Hymenoptera; Formicidae. Gene Ontology annotation, molecular function: microtubule motor activity; ATP binding; microtubule binding. The transcript is spliced from 8 exons. The record is from RefSeq and is a predicted model, not a curated record. Gene Ontology annotation, biological process: microtubule-based movement. The coding region runs from base 451 to 6492 and encodes 2013 amino acids.